Racocetra persica is the source of this 548-nucleotide messenger RNA. NCBI's taxonomy places the organism in Eukaryota, Fungi, Glomeromycota, Glomeromycetes, Diversisporales, Gigasporaceae. The record is from the annotation of a GenBank genome assembly.
GCUAAUCAAGAAAAAAUAAGAGUAGAAUUAUAUGAUGGAUUACAAAAUGUACUUACAACUAAUGAUGAGGCACUACAAGAUUCUUCACAUAUUAGAAAAAAAAUUAUUCUUCUGUCUAGCUUCAUAGAACUUCAAACUGCUUUAUUACCUGGACAGAGUGCAUAUGAUCAUCCUGACCUUUGUGCACGUGUUUUUAAUAUGAAGCUGAAUGCUUUGCUUGAUGAUAUAUUAAAGAAAGAGAUCUUCAGUAAAACAACAGCAUAUAUUUACGUUAUUGAAGCACAAAAGUAUGGUCUUUUGCAUACACAUAUGUUAAAAAUGCUUGCAGAUGAAGACAAACCAUAUACUACAGAUGACUUUGACCUUAUUGUAUUGGCAGAGAUAUCUAACUCAGAUAAGUAUUCAAAUGAAUAUGUGACUGUGGUUAAAUAUAUGAUGCAUAGACCCUGUGGUGUAACAAAUAUAAAGGCACUAUAUAUGCAAAACGGUAAAUGUUCAAAAGGAUAUCCUAAACUAUUUCAAUCUGUUUUCUGUGAAAAUGAAGAUAG